This is a messenger RNA of Diaporthe amygdali, 486 nucleotides long. RefSeq lists its product as uncharacterized. The coding region runs from base 1 to 486 and encodes 161 amino acids. The record is from RefSeq and is a predicted model, not a curated record. NCBI's taxonomy places the organism in Eukaryota, Fungi, Ascomycota, Sordariomycetes, Diaporthales, Diaporthaceae. The transcript has 2 exons.
AUGGCUGCUGCGACCGUAUUCGUCACUUUAGUGUUGGCCGCGAAGCAUAUCGGCCUCGCUACGGAGCGGCUCCAGCACAACGCCAACUUCCAGAAGACUUUCCUACCUCGCCGACGCGUGAUCCAAGACGCAGCUUCGCUCGUUCGGUGCCGCCGCGCCGUGCCCUGGGCGGCGCAAGACGUCGCGGCUUUUAGCAACACCGACACGACCCGCCACCGGGGCCACCGGGUUCGGCUAUUCGCCGCGCUUGAACCGUGGGAGACGCAGCAUAUUGACCACGCGGACUACCUAGUCACUCGGCUGUGCGCGGCGCUCUGCCUGGUUGCCGGGGAGAAGCGGGGCGCCGCUUCGGGGACAGGCGCGAGACCUGCCAGGGAGACUGAGUUUCGCGUGCUGGUCGCGCAUGCCGACCGCCUUGUGCGCUAUAUGGGGGAGCACCCCGGCCUUGCGGACGCCGCCCUGCGUUCCUUGCUGGACGUGCCAUGA